AGAUUACGGGAAAAAGGGCCGCAAACAAAAAACAAAAAUAGUUCCGUCACAAUCGCACCUAGUUUGCACUCGCACUCAGGCUCCCGGUCCCGUUCCACAUUCCAAGUUCGCCAGAGGAAACGAGAGCAUUCCCCCGCGACGAGGCAGUGCGUAACACAACCCCUUCCCUUAAAAAAACCCCGCUAAAGUUGAACCCUCGCCCUUUUUACACCACCCUUUUCCGGAAAUCGGUACAUUUACAGAAUUUUCCUCGCGCCCCAAAGAGACAUUUUCGUGCUUUUUUUUCACGUCUGUGCACCUUAACAGCCACACACAAAAAUCAACAAAUUAUUGAUUCCAAUUCCGUCAUUUUCUGCAGCAUAUAAGUUCUUUACGUUAGUCGGUUCGAAGAGGUGUCUCCAAAACGCUGCGUUGAUUAUUUUGAAAGCUUUCGAAAUAAUUUUUUGUGCUUAGGUGCAUGCAAAAUCACCUUCUCCCUGCUGUCCAGCAGAAUUUCUUCUUUUUGUGGUUAUUAUCAUAUUCAAUUGUUAUAAAUAUGUACAUUACUCGAAUUAAAUGAGAGACUAUUGAUCAAAAUAUCGUAUUUUUUUUUAAAAAUAAUAUUGCUCAUUACUCCGACUUCUUGAAAGUGGUCCAGUGACCCAUCCCCUUUCCAGAUCUGUUUUAAUCGUUUUAACACCCAUUUAGGAGUUUUUGCUUACGCUCAAAUACGGACACAGCCCUCGAGGGCCCUUGAAACCCCAUUUACAACGAUUUUAAUUUUUCGCUCAUAAAAGUCCAUAUCUGAUCCUGUACAAAAGACUCUCUAUUUGAAGUAAAUCUUGUUACACAUUCAUGGGGAAAAUCUAGAUAAUUUGAAAAAAAUACUAUACAGCUUGAAAAUUGUGUAACCACCGCUUUCAACUUCCAGUGUCUUAAAGUUUGCUUAAGAAAGUUUUGGAGGACAAUUUACAGCCUCUGCUAGAUCGAUCAGCACGUUUCCGUUUUGCGUGUUUUGUGCACCCCCAAAUAGUGCGUGAUAUUCUGUGUGUGUUCGUAAUCGUGGCAAACCACGAUGAAUUUUCGGUGGUGCAUUUCUUUAAGUGUAUUGGUGCUGUUGUGGUGUGUGGCCAAAGGGAUUGAAACAGAGGGAUUAGGGGUUGACGUCCGUUUUCCGGGGGAAGUGAGCCCCCCAAAAACUGCGCAACCACCCCCACGCCGCGAUGCUCCCUCGAGGGAAGACCUGGACAGCUAUCGUUACACCACGACCGAGCCAGAUAUAUCAGAUGGAGGCUCGGGCGACGGAGGGAAAAAGGUCAAAGCAGUGGACAAGAAGAAAGACUCUGAAUCCGUGGAGCUGAUGGAGGAGGACGUGAAAGGGGCGCCAGGAAGCAAGCUCGUCAGCCGCAUCGUCAACAAUCAGAACGGAAUGCAACGGAAGCAGGACGUCGUUUUCGACCUCAACGGUACCCGACAGAAUUUAGGCCUCAAUCCUGUGAAGAUGUUGGAGCACGCAACAGUACAGGUGAACCCGCAGUCAACUUUGGUGGCGCCUCCGGGUACAAUGGUGAACGUUUACUUCGACGUCACCAACAAUCUUAACAUCCCCGUUCUCUUCACUUUCAAUGUCCAGGACAGGCACAAUCUCAUCAGAGGCAUCCAACCAAUCCAGAGACGGAUUGAGUCCCUGCGGACUGAGAUAGUCACGGUUAUGGUUGAAACUAGGAUGGGUGCACCGGAGGUGGACCUCAUAACUUUCAUAGCACACCUGGGAUCGGUCGAAACUGUGGGUCGAAAAGCUAUCUUCCGUAUUGGAGAACCGGUAUCCGACACGACUGGUCCAGACAUCGACUACAGCUACAACGGAGACUGCAGGGACGCAUGGACGCCCCAAACUUGCAGUACGGCCGUAUGGGGGGCCGACAUCACAGUUAGUGACACGGAGUCAGGUUUGUUAAGAGUUUCCUCGUUUCCAUUGGGCCUGCAGUACCGCGGGGACUUUGUCGCAGGGACGCGAGACAACGUCUAUCUCCACUACUCGGCCAGCUGCUGCGACACUAAAGUCGACGUCAUCGCCACUGAUCUCAAAGGCAACACCUACAAGAGAACCAUCAAUGUCGAGCGACAAUGGUGGACGGCAGCAGAAAUAUCAGCACUCGUAUUAGGAAUUAUACUACUUCUCUUGCUAUUAGGAUUAGUCAUUGCUGGCAUAAUAACUUGCUGUCGCAAUAGAGGCAGUAGGGACUUCACACGCUGAAAAUGUUCGAAUGUCUUUUUGUAAAUUUUAAAUAAAUAAAUAAAUAUUUUUUUAAAAAAA
Messenger RNA from Bemisia tabaci, 2296 nucleotides. RefSeq lists its product as uncharacterized. The record is from RefSeq and is a predicted model, not a curated record. NCBI's taxonomy places the organism in Eukaryota, Metazoa, Arthropoda, Insecta, Hemiptera, Aleyrodidae.